This is a messenger RNA of Ipomoea nil (Japanese morning glory), 1432 nucleotides long. Its product is annotated as protein IQ-DOMAIN 14-like. The record is from RefSeq and is a predicted model, not a curated record. Bases 46 to 1269 code for a protein of 407 amino acids. Lineage: Eukaryota; Viridiplantae; Streptophyta; Magnoliopsida; Solanales; Convolvulaceae. The transcript has 5 exons. Gene Ontology annotation, molecular function: protein binding.
AGGAACAAACAGAAAACCAAUAUUCCUGGGUUGUAUCAGUCUCCCAUGCCUUUGUUGUACACGGAAUCUGUUUCCAUGGUGAAAAAGCUAGGAGCAAAUUCAUGGCUGACAGCACUCAAGAGGGUGUUCAUCAGGUAUCCAAGCAAGGACAGAAAGAGCCGACACUCUAAGCGGGACGAGGAAGAAGAAAAGCAGAAAAGAGACAAGGGAAGAAGAUGGCUGUUCAGCAAAACCGCAGAUGAAAAUAGUGUUGGAGGAGUGGAGAUCAUCAGCCGUACACCGCCGCCUUCUAGAAGGCUGCUCUGCGCGGCGACGGUUAUUCAAACCGCUUUCAGAUGCUAUCUGGCGAAGAGAGCUCUGGUUGCUCUGAAGGGGAUUGUGAAGCUUCAAGCUUUGAUAAGGGGACAGAACGUUCGACGACAAGCACGGAUAACGUUAAAAUGCAUGCAGGCUCUGUUUCGAGUUCAGGAAAGGAUGAGGGAACAGUGUGCUCGGAUUUCGCAGGAUUCCGCCCGGAAAUCCAUGUUUUCAGGCUCUACUAACUCCUGGGAAUCUAAGUAUAUCCGAGAAAGAAAAUCAAUUUUCAGAGAUCAUUGUUCAGUUGGGGAGGCUUGGAGGGACUGCCCGCCGACGCUUCAAGAACUUGAAGUAAUGUUACAAGCCCAAAAGGCUGCUUUUAUGCGAGAAAGAUGCCCUUCUCAGGCAUGGAGUUCAGACACCGAUGUUGUUGACGGAGAAGAAAGAGAAAAGACGACGCCAUUAAAGCAGGGGAAAAGCAGAGCUCCGGCGAUUCAGAGAAGAAAUCCGGUAAAGUCCGGCGAAAUCAACGUCAGAAUUAGAUCACUACAGCACAAGUCAGCUUCUUCCGUUCAAGCGCCGGCGACCCCUUCUCCGGCGAAACCGAAGCCAGUGCGGCCAACAACGAGCCCGGGAAAUCUGGAGAAGAGCCACUCAACGGCAAACACUCCCCGCCUUUGCCCCACGAACCGAUCAGCCAGUUUCGCCCCGCGUUACAGCAUAUCUGGAAUAUCGCCGGGAUAUAUGGCCGCCACGGAGUCGGCAAAAGCCCGUCUCCGAUCACAGAGCGCACCCCGGCAGAGGCCCUCCACGCCGGCGAAGAGAUGCUUAUCUUACUCCAUCUCCGUCAAGAAUGGUGAAGAAGGGGUGGAGAAGCGGUCGGAGUACUGGUGUAAUAAUAAUAAUACAGAGAGGGAGAGCGUUGGGGGAGAGAUUUCGCCAUGUUCAACCACCAAUUCAAGAUGGUGGUGAAGAUGAGAUGAUGUUGUCAGAAAGGAAGGGUGACGAGGAUAGUAAUGUAAUGAUGGUAGUGAUGUGGUUUAGCUUUUGUUAUCUCCUUUGUUUAGGCAAGUGAGCAGUUAAACACUUGACCACUUUAAACUCUACUCACUUAAAUAAAGCUUUAAAUCAGUCA